GAGUGAAGUGCGCAGACUCCUCGGCCCGGCUCCGGUUCUGUCGGGACGCCGCCGAGCCCGCGACGUCGCCUCCCGGUGAGUUUCUGAGGGGGCCCGCCAGGCCUUGUCGUUCCGCCGUGGCCGCGCCGGCAGUAGGGCGCUGCAGCCGCAGUCCCGGCCGCGGUGUUUGGUAAACAGAAGCCCCAGCGUGCCCGCAGCGUGCGACCAACCCCUCGCUCGGCCCGGCCAACCCCGGGCGUGAACCGAGCUGACGGAGGAUGGCAGCCUCCGGGGUGGAGAAGAGCAGCAAGAAGAAGACCGAGAAGAAACUUGCUGCUCGAGAAGAAGCUAAAUUGUUGGCGGGCUUCAUGGGCGUCAUGAAUAACAUGCGGAAACAGUGAUUUAAAUCCACCACCCAACUAUAGUUGAAUCUACAGUCUACUCAGGGAUUUAUACCCAGGGCCAGCUUGAAAUCACGCUGGGCAGGACUGAUUGCAGAACCUUGUUGACAAGCUACUUAAAUCCAAAGACUUAAAUGAAAUUGCCUCUUCUGUGUCACCAUUAAAUGUGAUGUUUGCUCUUGAGUCAAAUCACCUUCAGCAUACAUAUACAUCAUUUUCUUUGUUAAAGAGUAUAAAAGGAAGUGAAUUUUUCAUUUUGCCAUCUAUUGAAGUUUUUCUACAUAAAGUUUUAACCUGUCAGUAUGCUGAAUUACAUUAAAGGAUUAUUGUUCUUGAACCUUCUUGCAUUCCUAGAAUAUUUGACUAAUAACCCUGCUGAAUUCACUUUGCAAAUAUUUGACAGAUCUAUAAAAAACGUUGUGUGAUGUAAUCCUUAUGGUCCAGGAAAGAAAGAUACCUGCUCAUCGAGUUGUCCUUGCAGCAGCCAGUCAUUUUUUUAACUUAAUGUUCACAACUAACAUGCUUGAAUCAAAGUCCUUUGAAGUUGAACUCAAAGAUGCUGAACCUGACAUUAUCGAACAGCUUGUGGAAUUUGCUUAUACUGCUAGAAUUUCUGUGAAUAGCAACAACGUUCAGUCUUUGUUAGAUGCAGCAAACCAGUACCAGAUUGAACCUGUGAAGAAAAUGUGUGUCGAUUUUUUGAAAGAACAAGUUGAUGCUUCAAAUUGUCUUGGUAUAAGUGUGUUAGCUGAGUGUCUGGAUUGUCCUGAAUUGAAAGCAACUGCAGAUGACUUUAUCCAUCAGCAUUUUACUGAAGUUUAUAAAACUGAUGAAUUUCUGCAACUUGAUGUCAAGCGAGUUACACAUCUCCUCAAUCAGGACACUCUGACUGUGAGAGCAGAGGAUCAGGUUUAUGAUGCUGCUGUCAGAUGGUUGAAAUACGAUGAGCCUAAUCGCCAGCCAUUUAUGGUUGAUAUCCUUGCUAAAGUCAGGUUUCCUCUUAUAUCAAAGAAUUUCUUAAGUAAAACAGUACAAGCUGAACCACUUAUUCAAGACAAUCCUGAAUGCCUUAAGAUGGUCAUAAGUGGAAUGAGGUAUCAUCUGCUGUCUCCAGAGGAUCGAGAAGAAUUGGUAGAAGGCACAAGGCCCAGAAGAAAGAAACAUGACUACCGCAUAGCCCUAUUUGGAGGCUCCCAGCCACAGUCUUGUAGAUAUUUUAACCCAAAGGAUUAUAGCUGGACAGACAUCCGCUGCCCCUUUGAAAAACGAAGAGAUGCAGCAUGCGUGUUUUGGGACAAUGUAGUAUAUAUUUUGGGUGGCUCUCAGCUUUUCCCUAUAAAACGAAUGGAUUGCUAUAAUGUUGUGAAGGAUAGCUGGUAUUCUAAACUGGGCCCUCCCACACCUCGAGACAGCCUGGCUGCCUGUGCUGCAGAAGGCAAAAUUUACACAUCUGGAGGUUCCGAAGUCGGAAACUCAGCUCUAUAUUUAUUUGAGUGCUAUGACACCAGAACUGAAAGUUGGCACACAAAGCCCAGCAUGUUGACUCAGCGCUGCAGCCAUGGGAUGGUGGAAGCCAAUGGCCUGAUCUAUGUUUGUGGUGGAAGUUUAGGGAACAAUGUUUCUGGGAGAGUGCUGAAUUCCUGUGAGGUUUAUGAUCCUGCCACAGAAACAUGGACUGAGCUGUGUCCAAUGAUUGAGGCCAGGAAGAAUCAUGGACUGGUAUUUGUAAAAGACAAGAUAUUUGCUGUAGGUGGUCAGAACGGCUUGGGUGGUCUGGACAAUGUGGAAUAUUAUGAUAUUAAAUUAAACGAGUGGAAGAUGGUCUCGCCAAUGCCAUGGAAGGGUGUAACAGUGAAGUGUGCAGCAGUUGGCUCUAUAGUUUAUGUCUUGGCUGGUUUUCAAGGUGUGGGUCGAUUAGGACACAUCCUUGAAUAUAAUACUGAGACAGACAAAUGGGUUGCCAACUCCAAAGUCCGAGCUUUCCCAGUAACAAGUUGUUUAAUUUGUGUUGUUGAUACUUGUGGAGCAAAUGAAGAAACACUUGAAACAUGAAAAGUGAAUGGACUUCAAGAUUUAUCGGAGACUCAAAAAUAUGGCCAACAGUGCUUUGUUCCAAGAGUUUGGUUACGAAGUUUUAGUUUGGUGUUUCUGUUGUUUUGUUUUUUUAAAGGAAAUUUCAAGUAAAGUAAGAUCGCUAUAAGAUAGAUGUUUCUUUUAUAUGAAUUUCCUUGCUUAAUUCAAAGACCAUAUUUUAGCUGGCCACUACCAAGACGUAUCUAGCAAGAAAACUUGAAAAAUCAUAAGCAUUUGGUGAAAAUAUGAAUUCUUGAAUGAAUUUCACAUUUGUAACUAUGAUUAUGGCAGAGUGGGGGAUUGGCUCAUCAGUGAAGCGAUCUCAUAUUAGCUCUAGAUUCUAUUUUCAUACAUCAUAGAAGUGCUAUGUAGUUAGGUCUAUUUGUUUCUGUUCAGUCAAGAACUAAGAAAUAGUAUGAAUUGUAAGUCAAGACAGGCAACCCUGAUGAAGCAUCUUCGUCUCACCUAAUUUUGCUUGUCUUCAUUUGUUCCAUUUAGUGCCAAAUUUAUUCCAUUUUAAAAGCAAGCCAGUGAGUCAAGUAUACAUAUUCUCUCACUGAGCUUCAUAAACACAUUUUGGGCUUAAAAUGUACCCAAGUCCUCAUGAAAUAUAUUCAAUCCAAUUAAAUAUAUUCCAUCUUUUAAACACAAAAUGCCAAGCCUAGCACCUUCAUUAAUUUAUAGUACUGUUUUAUCCAGUGGUUAAAAAAUGAUUAUGCCUCUUCAGUCCUCACUGUUAAAUAAAAUAAAAUCAUAGUAAGAAUGAUUAGCAAAAGACAAAGCUAUUUAUAGCAAAUUUCUAGGUUACUAGAAUAGCACUGAUAGUUAUACAAUAUCAAUGUUGACUUUGAACUUCUUAUGGAUUAAAAAUAUACAUGAUUUCUUUUCCUUAGCAGAACACAUCAGAGAGAUUUGACCGUUAUCCCAUAAAAGUUUUGUAAUGAUUUGAGUUAAAUGUUUGUCAUCUCGUAUUAAUUGCUUUUAUGUGGUCAAUAAAUCUUUUACAAACCCAA
Messenger RNA from Canis lupus familiaris (dog), 3466 nucleotides. RefSeq names its product kelch-like protein 7. Lineage: Eukaryota; Metazoa; Chordata; Mammalia; Carnivora; Canidae. Gene Ontology annotation, cellular component: Cul3-RING ubiquitin ligase complex. Gene Ontology annotation, biological process: protein ubiquitination. The transcript has 13 exons. The record is from RefSeq and is a predicted model, not a curated record. Gene Ontology annotation, molecular function: protein binding. Bases 816 to 2432 code for a protein of 538 amino acids.